CAGCUUGUUUCCGCCACGCAGAUGGGCACAGGUGAAAACCUUUACAAGUGCUGCAGACGUUGGCCAGGCCUUUAAAUUCAGAGCAACCCGGAGAGGAGAAAGGAGAGUGGGUGGGGGUUCCGGCGUGGAAGAUGGAGGUCCGAUUGCCUGACUUAGCUUUGAAGCGGAUCUUCUCUUUCCUGGACGUAUUCAGCUUGCUGCAGGUUUCCCAGGUGAACAAGGAUUGGAAUAGGGUUGCAGACAGCAAUUACCUGUGGAGGGCACACUCUCUGCAGAGAUGGGACUGCAGCAGCAUCACCGAUCGACACCUGGGCGCAUUCACGUGGAAGCAAUUGUUCCUGCACCAAAGAAGGAAGGAGCUUCGGUUGUCAUUGGCACAGCCGGAUAACUUUACCUACAAAAUAACUAAGAACACUGCAUAUGAAGCAGGUUUGGCUUAUCUCUCAGGAAAUACCUUUACAAUGGAUGAACAGGAGAAGUCAAUCAUUUGUAGUGUAUCUGCAAAGGGCGAGCUUUGUGCCUGGGAUGUGCAAGAGGGUACCAUGAUCUGGUCAAGCCCAGUCCAGAAGUUCCAGUUCUCAAAUCUGGUAACCCUCCCUCAGAUGCAUCUCGUCAUCACUGCAGAUAGGAGCAAAACAAUCAAAGUGUGGAAUUGUCAGGACGGGGAUCCUCUAGCUGCUCUCCCCAUGCCAAAAACCUGUUAUUGCAUGGAAGCCCAUGUCACAAAGGAUGGCCCAUUCCUGAUGGUUGGCGACGCUGCAGGUGACAUCUACACAUUUACACUGCCUGAGUUAAGGGAUGUUUCUAAAGUUACUGCAUUUCAAUGUGCUAUUGUACUUCUACGCUGCUCUCCUGACAAGAAAUGGGUGUUUGCAUGUGGGACAUACAGUCGUGCCUUUCCACAGAUAGAGGAGGGUGAGACAGCAUAUGAGAUCUCAAGUUUCCAGUUGGCACCUCAUCUGGAGCACCCUAAAUGGAUAGGAGCCAGUGAUGGAUAUUUGAUUGUCUUUCCCAGUGGGCCAUACUUGCUCCUCUUCAGCAUCACUGGCUUCCUGCUGCAACGAUUUCAGGACCAUCAGACACCCAUCAACAACUUCUGGGCGGAUGCUCUCUAUGUGCUCACCACAUCCAACAACUCUGUCCACCUCUACAUGUGGGAAGAGGGAGGCCGCCCUCCAUACCUCAGGAGCUGCUGUCACCUGGACAAUACAUGGCGUGAUCACAUGUCACAUGGCUUUAUCUCCUGUGUGAAGUGUGACAAUGCAAGCAUAGUACUUAAGAUGACAAAUAUAACCGAAUCCAGCAUUAUGGUGAUGUAUUCUUUCAAUACGUAAUACAGAAGCUAACAAAAUUGACUUUGCAUCAUCUUCUGUAAUGUAGUAAAGAGAAUUCUGUUUGCAAGCCCAGAAUGAUUAUUUUAGUGAAAUUUAGAUGUUGUGGCCUGAAGUGGUGGCACAUGCCUGUAGUCCCUGCUACUUGGGAGGCUGAGGUGGGAGGAUCCCUCGAGCCCAGGAGU
Messenger RNA from Cebus imitator (Panamanian white-faced capuchin), 1516 nucleotides. Its product is annotated as F-box/WD repeat-containing protein 12-like. Bases 132 to 1334 code for a protein of 400 amino acids. The record is from RefSeq and is a predicted model, not a curated record. The transcript is spliced from 10 exons. NCBI's taxonomy places the organism in Eukaryota, Metazoa, Chordata, Mammalia, Primates, Cebidae. Gene Ontology annotation, molecular function: protein binding.